AUGGUAAGAGUGGCCAGUCUUAUUGUGGACCAUGCUCCUGAAGCGGAAUUGUACAUUGCCAAGAUUGCUGACAAGGACCCGUCCCCUCUUGAAUUGGCCGCAGAGGCCAUAAUGGUUGCCGUGGACGAUCUCAAUGUCAACGUCCUAGUAUUUGCCGCUGCCUCUAACAGCGGUGUGAACCUGGAUCGCGCAUAUCCCGCCCGUGAUACGCAUGUUAUUUGCGUCCACGAGACCGACUCGGACGGCAAUCUUGGCGAGGCAGUGCAGUCGGCGUGGCCGGUAAGUCUCUGUGACAUGUGGACGAACCCGGAGUGUGUCCAGUACAAAUCUGGGACUUCUUAUGCGACGCCCAUUGUAGUGGGGAUUGCUGUAUUCUUGCUACAGUACGCACGACUACAUCUGGCAAGCCAGGCACAUAUGCUGAAGCGCCAGUCGAGGAUGAAGGAGGUGUUUUGGAAGAUUGCUCAGAAGACUCAGCAGUCGACGAGUCGGGAUGGCUACGAUCACAUUGCGUUGAGUAGGUUCUCGGAUAACCUCUUUGGCAAGGAUAAGAAGUUUAUCGAUGCGACGAUUAGCGACCUAUUGAAUGGCUAG
Ilyonectria robusta is the source of this 594-nucleotide messenger RNA. Its product is annotated as peptidase S8/S53 domain-containing protein. The record is from RefSeq and is a predicted model, not a curated record. The transcript is spliced from 4 exons. Gene Ontology annotation, biological process: proteolysis. Gene Ontology annotation, molecular function: serine-type endopeptidase activity. The coding region runs from base 1 to 594 and encodes 197 amino acids. NCBI's taxonomy places the organism in Eukaryota, Fungi, Ascomycota, Sordariomycetes, Hypocreales, Nectriaceae.